AUGGCUGGAUCAGACAACAGAAAGGACGGCAAGGCUGCAGAGGAGAACAUCGAGACGGAUGAGCUGCAGAAGGAGGCCGAGGUAGCUCGUUUCUCGCCAGAGGAAGAAGCUGAGCUCGUGACAGAAUCGAACACACACAAGACCGAGGCGAACGAUCUUUUCAUGAAGGGGAAAUACGAGACUGCCAUCACGAAAUAUGACGAGGCCGUUGCUGUCUGCCCAAGCUACCUCAACUACGACCUCGCUGUGCUCAAGUCAAACAUCUCCGCCUGCCACCUGAAGUUGGAAGAAUGGAAGGACGCCAUAAAGAGCGCCACGGCAGCUAUUGAUUCUUUGGCUAAGGUCGAGAAGGAGGAUGCAGAGCAAGAAGCAAAGGAUAAGGAGGCUCAGCGGAUAGAAGAAGAAGUCGAAGAAGAGAUAGUCAGCAGUGGUGCUACUCAAGCUGCACCUGCUCCGCCAAAGGAGGAAGACGCUGCUGAAAUGUCAAGGCGCAAACGGAAAGAGGAUAUUUUGCGCAUACGAGCAAAGGCGUUGAUGCGUCGAGCGCGAGCGAGAAGCGAAGCCGGCGGAUGGUCGAACCUCUCCGGGGCCGAAGAAGACUACAAGAUCCUUGCAGGGUUGACGAACCUCAGUCCUGCGGACAGGAAGAUUGUACAGACACAGCUGAGACUACUGCCGCCAAGAACAAAGGCUGCUCAGGAGAAGGAGACGGCCGAGAUGUGGUCGAAGCUGAAGGAUCUGGGCAAUGGCAUUCUAAAACCAUUUGGCCUAAGCACGGAAAACUUUCAAAUGGUGAAAGACGACAAGUCGGGCGGGUAUAGCAUGAACUUCAAGCAGCAAUAA
Molecule: messenger RNA, 843 nt
Organism: Phaeoacremonium minimum UCRPA7
Lineage: Eukaryota; Fungi; Ascomycota; Sordariomycetes; Togniniales; Togniniaceae
Product: putative tetratricopeptide repeat protein 1 protein
Exons: 3
Coding region: 1-843 (280 amino acids)
Molecular function (GO): protein binding
Source: RefSeq, a predicted model, not a curated record